AACAGCUUCUUCCCAAGGAAGCCAUCACUGAGAGAGUCUAGAGAAGUGUCCCAAAUUGUCCCAGUUUGAUACCCCUCAGUCUCCAGUGCUCAAGAACAGGAAGAGAAUGGCAGCGGGGUAAAAAAGGGAACUUGAGUAUUUUUUUCCCAGUUCCCAAUUUUUUGUUCUCACCUUCCUCAAGCUCCUCCACUUUCCCAAAAUUGUGUGUGUGCUCCUUUAAGGGGCUGGGCAGCUCUCCCGCCCUCUCCGGAGUCGACUGAAGUUUCCGAGGAGCCUCCUCUAGCUGAGCUGGACACACCUUUCAAAGACCCCAAAUCGUGCUCUGUGCACUCCAAACGCUCCUGUCCCCUAAGCCCUCCCUCCGCCCUUCUCCCUAACUAAUUUCCUCUCAACUACGAGAUUCAGCCUCUCCCCAAGGGGCUUGAGCAUCCUCAAGGUUUCCCACCCUUAUCUGCUCCAUCCCCGGAUGGAGCCGGAGAAAUGUGGUGGGGGGGCCGGGGCCAGAGUUUCAACAUCUUCCCCCAGAAGGAGGAGCCAGAGAUGGGGCUCUCUGGACCAAAGUCUGUCCAGGGGAGCGGGAUGCCGGAGCCCAGGAGUCAUCAGCUUGGCAGUUGCCUGGCCUCUGGAUGCCUCCCAGGGGAGCAGAUUCUAGCAUGGGCUCCAGGGGUGCGGAAGGGGCUGGAGCCUGAAUUGCCUGGAACACUGAUCUGCACCAACUUGAGGGUCACCUUCCAGCCCUGUGGAUGGCAGCGGAGUCAGGAGAUGCCCCUGAGCAGUGAAUAUGAUUUUGCCCUGGUCAACAUUGGGCAAUUAGAGGCUGUGAGCCGCCUGGCCCGAGUCCAACUCCACCGUCCAGGGUCCCUGCUUAAAUUUAUCCCUGAGGAGAUCCUGAUUCAUGGCCGAGACUUCCGGCUGCUCAGAGUUGCUUUUGAGGCUGGAAGACUAGAGCCUCAGGCCUUUCAGGUGACCAUGGCCAUUGUCCAGGCCAGAGCUCAGAGCAGUCAAGCCCAGCAGUACGCAGGGAUAACCCUGAGCAAGGCUGGCCAGACUUCUGGCUCCAGAAAACCACCUGUUCCCCUCCUGGAUACAUCAGAAGACUGGGAGAUUGAGAGGGAAAAGCAGGGGGCCAGUGCCUGGAGGGUCAGCCUCGUCAAUGAGAGGUUCGACGUCGCCACCAGCCUCCCCCGUUACUUCUGGGUCCCUAUCCGAACUCUGGACAGUGAGAUCAGGAGAGCAUUUGGCCACUUCCAUCAGGGCCGUGGACCGCGCCUGUCCUGGCAUCACCCUGGGGGCAGUGAUCUUCUCCGCUGUGGUGGCUUCUAUACAGCCAGUGACCCUAACAAGGAGGACAUCAGAGCGGUGGAGUCGCUGCUCCAGGCUGGGCAUUCCGACGUUGUCCUGGUGGACACUAUGGAUGAGCUGCCUAGCCUUGCAGAUGUCCAGCUCGCCCACUUGAGGCUGAGGGCCCUCUGCCUGCCUGAUUCAUCUGUAUCUGAGGAUAAGUGGCUCUCAGCCCUGGAAGGAACACGAUGGUUGGACUACAUCAGGUCUUGUCUUCGGAAGGCCAGUGACAUCUCAGUGUUAGUGACAUCCAGAGUUCGCUCUGUAGUCCUUCAAGAGCGCGGUGAUCGUGAUUUCAAUGGCCUCCUCUCUUCACUCGUCCAGCUGCUUUCAGCCCCUGAAGCCCGAACACUGCUUGGCUUCCAAUCACUAGUGCAGCGAGAGUGGGUGGCAGCUGGACAUCCCUUCCUGACCCGACUUGGGGGAACGGGGGCCAGUGAAAAGGCCCCAGUGUUUCUCCUCUUCCUGGACUGUGUCUGGCAACUCCUCCAGCAGUCUCCAGCUGAGUUUGAAUUCUCAGAGUUUUUCCUUCUUGCUCUUCAUGACAGUGUCAGGGUUCCUGACACCCUUACAUUCCUGAGAGACACUCCCUGGGAACGUGGAAAGCAGAGUGGACAGUUCAACUCCUAUACACAAGUCUAUACCCCAGGGUAUUCCCAGCCCCCAGCUGGGAACUCUGCUAACCCACAGCUGUCUGUCUGGGACUGGGAUUUACGAUACAGCAAUGAACAGAUACUACAAUUCCAUAAUCCUGGCUAUGACCCAGAACACUGCCCAAAUUCCUGGCUUCCUAGACAGCAGUCAAGCUUCAUGGUUACUGGACCCCCCAGUUCUGUGUGGCUCUUCUCUAGAGGGGCCUUGACCCCCCUGAAUCAACUCUGUCCUUGGCGCGACAGUCCCUCCAUGCUGUCUUCUCGUUGGCUCCCUCGACCUGCUGUCUCCUCUGAAAGUCUGGCUGAUCAGGAGUGGGGGCUUCCCUCAUACUGGGGAGCUUGCGCUUUACCCUCAGGGCUGCUGCUGCCUGGAUAUCUGGGACCUCAGAUCAGGUUCUGGAGACGCUGCUACCUGAGGGGAAGGCCUGAGGUCCAGACGGGCCUCUCAGCUCCCACAAUCUCUGGCCUCCAGGAUGAACUAUCCCAUCUUCAGGAGCUAUUAAGGAAAUGGACACCAAGAAUAUCUCCUGAGGAUCACUCCAAGAAAAGAGAUCCAAAUACCCUUUUCUCCCAAGCCUGCUGAAAUUGCUUUCUCAUGGGCAGGGCAGAAGGUGGUCUGAGAUGAGGGAGGGUUCAGUCUAAUCCUUCGAUUUUUCUUAUCUGGUCUUGCUGCCUCAGCUUCCACACUCCAACUCUUAAACAAGCUCACAAGCUCGCUGAUGCGUUUCCAUCGCAGAUGGGUGCUGCUAACCUCCAACUCUUGGUCUGUCUUGUUUGGUUCCUCAAGAUUAUAUACAGAGGGUGCCAAAAAAAAUGUAUGCACAUUUUAAGAAAGGAAAACUGUAUUAAAAUUGUAAUACUCA
This is a messenger RNA of Hipposideros armiger (great roundleaf bat), 2857 nucleotides long. RefSeq names its product myotubularin related protein 11 (gene MTMR11). Gene Ontology annotation, cellular component: cytoplasm; membrane. The record is from RefSeq and is a predicted model, not a curated record. NCBI's taxonomy places the organism in Eukaryota, Metazoa, Chordata, Mammalia, Chiroptera, Hipposideridae. Gene Ontology annotation, biological process: phosphatidylinositol dephosphorylation. The transcript is spliced from 17 exons. Bases 481 to 2577 code for a protein of 698 amino acids.